AUGCAAAAGAGUUUCUAUGACAUAUCUGAGCUAGGGAAGGAGGAGGAGCAGGCUGGCUGUGUGGCUGCUGGUGUGGUGAUCGGGGCUGGCGCCUGCUACUGUAUAUACAGACUGAGCUGGGGAAGAGAUGACAACGAGAAAAUCUGGGACUACAAUGAUGAUGACGAAGAUGGGGAAUCUAGUGAUAUUAUAGAAAUUGGGGUGGAGGCUGGGAAAGGAGCUAAUACUGCAGUGGGGGGCAGAGCUAGAUUUCAGGGUGACUCAAAGGCCAAAGUUAAAGUGGGCAAGGAACUCAAGAGUGGUCCAGAUAUAAAAAUGGAAGCCCACUCAGGAACCCAGAGAGGAAGUGGCCUAGAGGCCAAGGCCAAGGCCCUUUUCAGCACACUGAAGGAACAGGCAAGUGCAAAGGCAGGCAAAGGGGCCAGGUUGGGUACCAUCUCAGGGAGCAGGACUCUUGCAUCGAGUUUACCCUGCCCAGGAGGCAGGGGUGGAGGCUGCCACCCCACCAGGAGUGGAGCUAGGGCUAGGAGCAGGGCAAGUGGAAAGUCCAAGGGAAAGGUCGAAGCCAAGUGCACCAGAACUCCAGCUACCACAUGGCCUGUUCACAGGGGCAAGUUCAACUUUCCCUAUAAAAUUGGUGAUAUUUUAGGUGCUACAGACCUUCAAAAGGUCCUUGACAUCCUGGAAAGAACAAGUGAUCCUUUUAUUCAAGAAGUAGCCUUGGUCACUCUUGGUAACAGUGCAGCAUAUUCAUUUAAUCAAAAUGCCAUUCGUGAAUUGGGUGGUCUCCCAAUUAUUGCAAAACUGAUAAAAAUGAAAGAUCCCAUUAUUAGAGAAAAGGCUUACAAUGCUCUUAAUAACUUGGGUAUGAAUGCUGAAAAUCAGGGCAAGAUUAAGGCAUAUAUCAGUCAAGUGUGUGAUGACACCAUGAUUUGUUGCUUGGACUCAGCUGUGCAGAUGGCUGGACUAAGACUGUUAACCAACAUGACAGUGACUAAUCAUUACCAACAUUUGCUUUCCUAUUCUUUUCCAGACUUUUUUGCUUUGUUAUUCCUGGGAAAUUACUUCACCAAGAUUCAGAUUAUGAAACUACUUAUAAACUUUAUUGAAAAUCCAGCCAGGACAAGAGAGCUGGUCAGUUGUAAAGUACCAUCAGAAUUGAUUUUCCUCUUUAAUAAAGAAUGGGACAGAGAGAUUCUUCUUAAUAUCCUAACCCUAUUUGAGAAUAUAAAUGAUAACAUAAAAAAUGAAGGGCUUGCAUUAUCCAGGAAAGAGUUUAGCAGAAGUUCAAUUUUUUUCUUACUUAAAGAAUCUGUGUGUGUUAAAAAAAUUAAAGCAUUAGCAAAUCACAGUGAUCUGGUGGUGAAAGUAAAAGUUCUCAAAAUACUGACCAAACGCUAAUCAGGGGUCUGUCUCAAAUAAUAUAGAGAUAUGUUUUUUAAGUUUGCACUUGGGAAAAAUACAUUUUGUAAAUUCUUUGUUUUUCACUGUGAUUAUAUGGCAUAGAGAUACUUUCAGCUGCUAUUUUGGAAUAAUGAAUAUCACAGAUCAAUAGUAAUGCUGGCUGUGAUGGUUGGUUUUAGGCUGGACCAUUUUAAGGAUGCCAAAUGAAUACUAAAGCUUGUAAAAACAAAGCACUUAGUGGAUUCCAUCUUGCUACCUAGAUUGAGAUAUUUUUACUCUUUACCUAAACUGACAGCAAACUAAUCAUAAAUAACCUACACUUUUGUAUUGGUUUAUAUUUGUUAAUCUUUAAACUUGUGUUUUAUCAAUAAAGUUAUGUGUUUUAACCAGCAAAAAA
Molecule: messenger RNA, 1801 nt
Organism: Pipistrellus kuhlii (Kuhl's pipistrelle)
Lineage: Eukaryota; Metazoa; Chordata; Mammalia; Chiroptera; Vespertilionidae
Product: armadillo repeat-containing X-linked protein 1-like
Cellular component (GO): mitochondrion
Source: RefSeq, a predicted model, not a curated record